Molecule: messenger RNA, 3920 nt
Organism: Cervus elaphus (red deer)
Lineage: Eukaryota; Metazoa; Chordata; Mammalia; Artiodactyla; Cervidae
Gene: C12H15orf62
Product: chromosome 12 C15orf62 homolog
Exons: 2
Coding region: 2183-2713 (176 amino acids)
Source: RefSeq, a predicted model, not a curated record
GCCCUGGGGACAGAGGGAGACAGGGAGGGAUCAGGGUGGCAGAGCAGUGUCCCACAGAUUCCAGACUUGGAGGACAGGGCCUAGGCAGAGCCGCCGCCAACGGUCAAGGAGGGAGGCUGCCUGGGAAAGGAAGGACCGUGGAACAUCCCACAAUCCCAAGUCACCCAUAUUCCCUCACAACAAGCAGGCCUUUGGCCCCAGGCCAGCUGCUCAGCUGCCUCCCUCCAGCCCAUCAAGCAGCUGUCACCCCACCACACCUCCCCCUUUCCCAGGCCCUUCACAUCUGCAGUCAGCUCGGUGAAUUACUUGCUCAUGCUCUAGCCAGGCCCUCGUCUCCCUUCAUGCCCUCCACCCCAUGGUUUCUGCUUUUCACAAGUUCCCAGGGAAGAGGGCUUGUUGAAGGUGCAGAAAUAUACCGGCUCUGCCAGGAGGAGGGGAGAGCACUGCCCCCUCCCAGUUGCCCACCCUGCCUGUGGUCUGGCUCCUGCUAAGGACACAGAGGGAGCCCCACCCUAGGAGAGGGAAACAAGAGGCCAGCCUGCCUCCUAAAAAUACACACCAGGGCUCCCGGAGGGCAGGGCCCUGCUUCUUUUAUGAUCUUGCCAGCACAGUGUGAGGGAUUAAAGAGUGCAGUAUUUUAAUAAUCAAAAGAAUAAUAAACAACCACCUCAGUAGGCCAAGGCUGUGGGCUGGAGAGGCGGCUCUGCAGGAGAGCCCCGAGCCACUGACCUCAUGCCCUGAUAAGGUCUGCAGUGGGUCUUAGAUCCACUUCCUCCCUCUGUGCAGCUGAAGCUGUGAGAACACGGGCAGAGCCCACCAGAGGUGGCACAGAAGCAAGCCAGGCCAGAGGGGGCUGCACAGCAGAGAGCUUUUCAUAGUACCGCAAGCUGGUGCACCUUCGCGGAACAAGCCAGGAAGAAAGUUUGGUGGUCAGUGACCCAGGGAAUAAGAAGGGAGUGGCUGGGGUUAAGAUGCUAGGCCCUGGCCAACUGGUUUGGAGUCGGGGAUGUACGGAACCAGGAAGUGUUACUCGGCCCAGAUCCCCCUGUUCCUCCCAACAGCCCCACGCCUCCUCCUCUCUCCAAAGCUGCAGCAACUUCAAGGAGAGUUGCCCUCCCCACCAGGCCCACCUCUUAGGCUUGGCCCAGCCCCUUCCCCGGAGGACAGACCCCAGAUGAGGCCCACACAGCCUGACAGGAAGGUAGGACCCUGGCCCUCAACUGUCCUUUCCUGCCGUGAGGCCACCUGGGUAAAUCAAGGAAGGGUGAGGAAACAGCAGCCCGGUUUGAUGUCAGGCCAAAGGGAGGUCAGUUCCUUCCCCAAGGUAAUGCUGCUCUGCUGAGAAAACCUGAAGUCACCCUUGGCACACCCCGGGGAGGAGCCAGCACUUUAUAGGUGCAGGGCUGCUCACCCUUAACACACCCUCUGCCUCUUUCCUCCUCCCCAUCCCUGUGGGUUUUGCUAAUGAGGGCCUGUCACUGGGUCCCAGGUCUGAGUCACCCACACCAGUGACAGGUCCCUUCCUUCCCCAAUAGUCAUUCCACACACCUUUCAGUUACCUCCCACCUCUGAGUUCCUCACUCCAGACACACAGGAGCUGGAGAGCCAGGCUGCCCGCCAGGGCCCAGAGCACUGGGGCUGUGGAGAAGAGGAGGCAGCGUGGCGACAGCCACACAGCAGAGCUGCCCCCGGACAGUCCCCAGAGGAAUCCUAAGCUCCCUGGGGCCCCAGGGUGUUGGCCGCACAGCCCAAACCCCAGCCUGCAGAUGCUGCAAUUACCUCAGAGCGUGAAACGCGACUUCCCACCUGACUGAGUCACCUGAAGACAACAAAACAUCGCCACCGCCACACGCGGUCACAAACAGCCAAGCCACUAAUCACAGUCCGGGAGCUACCAGCAGAGAGGCCGGUCCCCUGCCGGGGCCAGGAAGAAGCCAGCCAAGCCGGUGAGAAGCCCGGCCCGGGGAAGACAAUGCAGCUCUCAUCUACCACGGCUACCAGAACUCCAGCUCCGAUGCUCGCCCACGCUCCGUGCUGAGCAGAAACCCGGAGGCCUCUGCUUCUGCCCGCGAGGGCUGCCUGAUUCUCGCUGUUCACUGCUCCAGCGGGGCCCGAUGGUCCCCAGCUGCCCUUGACCGGGCUUCUGAGGUACCAGGCUGGUCUGCACCCUCCCCAGGGCCCUAUGGAGACUUGGCGCAAAGGCUCCUUCCGCAGCCCCUCCUUCUUCAAGCGGCUGAGCCUGGGGCGGCCGCGGACACUCCGGCGACAGGGCAGCGUGCUCAGCCAGGCCAGCACGGCUGGGGGGGACCAUGAGGAAUACAGCAACCGAGAGGUCAUCCGGGAGCUGCGAGGGAGACCGGAUGGCCGGCGCCUGCCACUGUGGGGGGACGAGCAGCCCCGGGCCACCCUGCUGGCCCCGCCCAAACCCCCGCGUCUCUACCGGGAAAGCUUCAGCUGCCCCAACAUCCUAGAGGCCCCCUCCGCAGAGUACACUGCCGCCUACUCUGCCACCCUGCCCUCCGCGCUCUCGGUGGCAGACACCCUCCACCGAUCCUCCGAGGAGGACCUUAGGGACAUGCCCCCAUUCCAGAGGACACCUGCUCCGGACCUCAGCGAUCCCUUCUUUUCCUUCAAAGUGGACCUGGGGAUUUCACUUCUUGAGGAGGUUCUGCAGAUGCUGAGAGAGCAAUUUCCCAGUGAGCUCAGCUUCUGAAUGGGGGGAGGGUGGGCAGAGGUGGGUGACUGAAAGAGGUGGGAGCCUGGGAACCCAGAGGAGGGGCAGUCGGGGAUUAAGUUAGGGAUAGAAAUUCAGGUCCCUGCCUGACCCCCUGGGGUCCUGAACAAUUCUCUGAGUCACCCCAGGGUGGAGGGACAGAGGGACAGAGGCAAGCCAAAAAUGUGAAGGGGGCACCUGCUGGCAGGAGCCCUGAAGACAGCUAGCUAGGCUGGGAAGGGAGGCCACGCCUGCAACCACAGGGACCAGGCAGAGGCCUGGAUGGUGGCAGAGGGAUGGUGGCUUAAGGGGCAAGUCUGGGAGUGGAGAACACAGACUGGGCUCAGAGAUGGGUGUGCUGUGCCAGCUCCUACAUGUGGCUGCUUAAAGUCACACUAAUUAAAACUAAAUACAAUAAAAAAUUCAGCCCAGUCACACUGGCCACAUUUCAAGUGCUCAGCAGCCACAUAUGACUAAGGUUUACCACCCUGAACGGCAAACGGUGAACGGUAACGUUACUGGAGAAAGUUCUAUUGGGCCACACAAGCCUAGACCACAGCCUGGUAGGGGCAAGGGAAGCAUAUGGGACCUGCCAGGGAAGGGAGGGGCUUGUGGGGCAGGAAGAGUGAGGCCGGUGGAGAUACAGAGUGUAACUCAGGAAAAAGUCCAAAGAAAUUGCUAGCAGGAAAGGGGGCGUGAGAGACUCAAAGUGCCAACACAGCUGCCCAGAGCACUCCCUGGAGCCCAAGGAAGGAACUCGAGGGAAUGUCAGGCACAGACAGCUUGUGAAGAGAGGCUUUGGGGAAUUCUGGGAAAUAUCAGUGAUGGGAGCCCUGGGGAAAUGCAAUGAAAUAUAGUGGCAGUUUUCCCUCCUUCCUGCACCCAUGAGAAUAUGGGAGGUCUGAUCAGGGGACAGACACAAAGCUCAAGGCUGUUACAGUGAAGGGGCACAGCUGGUCUCCAGAAUCCCCACCAGGACCGAGGAGCUUUGCUCAAAGCCUCUGACGAUGGGGGUUGCGGCGCUACCCUGACGCCUGGCCAGAAGACCUGGAACCGGAGCCUGGCUGGCGGCAGGUGGUUCUGACACACACUGCCUCCACGAUGAAAGCCUUAUGGCCUCCCCCUUUCUACUCCUGUGUGCAUGUGCUGAGCGGAAAGCUCCCCUGUGGGUGCAGAUGAUAAAUAAAGUUCUUUAUCACACAGCCUA